ACUGGGCAGGAGGGGAGGGAGGAGAGCAACGGAUCUUGCUGCCGUUACGGCAAGAUCGGCUGAAUUCGCUCGGCUCCACGAGAUUCAGAGGGAGCUGCGUCGCCUGAGCAUCUUGGCCCACUCGCACUGGGUGGACCACAGCACUCAUCUGCUCGCCUCUGCGUUUCGGCACAAUCUGCUGCAUGACCCGGCUCUUGCCACCACCACGCCCCUCAAGGGCUGGGAGGAGACGGUAGUGCAGCAGGAGGAGGAGGAGGGGGAGGCGAAGGUCGAGAUGCGCAUGACGCUACCCGCCUGCCCCUCGCCCUACGUGGCGGCUUUGCUCUUUGCUGCCUCAGCUGACGUGCACCGCGCGGGCUGCCACUCCCUCGACCGCCUAGUACUGAGGCUCUUUGCCUGGCAGCUGUCAGACCAGGCCUUCCAAGCCUACGAGACCCUCACCACCACUCAGCGUGUAUCUGAGAAGGGCGUGCUCCAGCUGCUGUUUGAUGUGCGCCUGCUGGCAGACGUGCUCUCCGGUGGAGCAGACCUGCCGCUAGAAGCGCUCCGGCUCAGCAGCGCUUCACCACCAGCAGCAGCAGCGGGGGGAGCAAGAGGGGGGGCAACAGCAGGAGGGGCAGGGGCGGGGAGUAUUGCUGCGUCAGUGGCAGCGAGGAAGAAGCGAGUCGGGGCUCUGCUGGAGAAGCUGCAGGAUGAGCUGGACCCCAUCGACAGAGCAGCCUAUCUGCCCUUCCUGUGGCAGAACCAGCAGCGCUUCUACCUGCGCUCGGCAGUGCUCUUCGGUCAUCUGGCCCAGCUUCACCGGCUCUACACUGACUCUGCGCCCCGCCACCCCUAUGCUACGGACGCCAAUACGCUUGACACGGCACCGACCGUUCCGCGCUUCACAUUCCUCCCUAUAAGCUCUCCUCUUCUGACCAAUGGGGGGUUGGCACCUGGCGGUAAGCCCCGCCGUCCGUCCACCUUUGGAGACGUCUCACUAUCCGUUUCUGGCUCUGGCAGCAACAGUAGUGCACCGGCUUCCCGAGUGCCUAGUGGAGGGGCAGGAGCAGGGGCGGUUGCAGCAGCAGCAGGUGUCAGUGGUAGUGGGUUUGGCAUGGGGGAGGAGCGUGGGGAGAGGAUGGGGCUCUUGGAGGGGCGUUCUCGUUUGCAGAUUCAACAGGGCUUUCAGCUACGCCCAUCUUCAAGUCACUUAUGGGUCAGGUCAAGCUGGGGUCAAUUCUCGGCGAUGGCAGUCAAGUGACUCGCAACAUUUCCAAUUUACAGGAAAUGUUCAACCAGCCAUCACAAGCAGGUGGACUCUUCUCUUCCUUGACCAGUGCAGCUGCUGGCAGUUCGUCUCGUCUCCAAGAGUUGUUUUAAAAGUAGAAUUGCUACCUUUGAUGAAUGUGUGCUAGUUGACUUGUUAGUGCUUUGAUCUUCAUGUAGGCACGAAUCAGUGUUCCUUUUUUACUCAUUUAUACAUGCGAGUUCCAACUUGGC
Messenger RNA from Closterium sp. NIES-67, 1482 nucleotides. The record is from the annotation of a GenBank genome assembly. Lineage: Eukaryota; Viridiplantae; Streptophyta; Zygnematophyceae; Desmidiales; Closteriaceae.